Musa acuminata subsp. malaccensis (wild Malaysian banana) is the source of this 3126-nucleotide messenger RNA. The record is from RefSeq and is a predicted model, not a curated record. NCBI's taxonomy places the organism in Eukaryota, Viridiplantae, Streptophyta, Magnoliopsida, Zingiberales, Musaceae.
AUGGAUUCGGAGGAGGAUGAUUUCGGGGACCUUUAUGCCGGCCUCGAUGACCAGGUGAACGCCGAGAUCACUGCCAUCGGUGAAUCGCACUCGGCAAAGGAGUUCGAUUCUACGAGCGAGGAGUGCUGCGCGGAUGAACGAGCUGGUGAGGCGGUUGAGAGGCAGAUGGGUUGUCAUGCGGGCCGGGAUUUGGAUUUGGAGGCGGAUGAUAGUGAGAGUGAAGACGAACUCCACAUAGUUUUGAACGAAGAGGACGGUUCUAACUUACCGACCUCAGAGAGAUGUAACGGUGGGAUGGGAGUAGCAUGGUGUGAAGAAGAAGAGGAUGAGGACGAGGAUUUGUCUGGUUUUGAAAACUGUAUGUUGUGCAUAAACCUAGAUGGCCUAGUAGGUCCUGCUAUUUUGUCCUCUCCCAAGACACCGGAAACAAAUUCCAAGGCAACUACUGAGGCAGUUGUGACCAAACUACGCCACAAGAUUGAUGACACAGAGGAUCCUUCGAGUGCAAAUGGCUCUAAACAUAAAGCUGCAUCUCAUUCUGCUAUUCAAGCUAAUAACAAUUCAGGUUCUUCAGACUCUGACAGCCAUUAUAAAGCAUCCAAGGACUUGGAUUGUUCAAAGAAGAUGCAUAGUUUCGUGAAAAAAUUUCCUAUGAAUGCAGUCACCAGAUCACGAGAAUCAAGCAAAUCUUCUUGUUAUUAUUCAAAUGGUUCCAGAAGCAACAUUUUAAAGUCAAAGGAAAAAGAUUGGAAGUGUAACAGUGAUUGUCUUAACCUCUCUCCAAAUUAUUACAGAGAUCAUAUUGGAAGUAGACUUGACUGCAUGGUUGCUUCUGCGUCUUGUGAAGAAGCUUCUGUCCUGUCUUAUAGGACAAGCCAGAAUGGCAUUGAUACUUUUGGAGUGGGCAGUAGGACAAGGGAAGGGAAACAUGAUUCUGAUCUAGAUGUUGGGGGAUAUUCGUCUUUUGAUUAUGAAAGAAGAAAAUCAAGAAAUUAUAAGAGCAGAAUAUAUGCUGAAAAGCAUUUGAGUGUAAAAUCUUCUACCAGAGCAUCUCAGAGGAAGGGAAAUCAUGAUACCAAUCACAAGAGACACUUGGUGGCGGGAGAUUGUUCUCGUCCAAAAAGUGUUGCAUCAGAGGAGAAUGGAACAGCUUUUGAAGACCACUUUCAUAGAUGGUAUCAUGAUGAGAGAGAGAUAGUAAGUGAUGCUUGUGAGGAUUCUAAUGAAUCCAUUUUAAAAUAUAAUACAAUUUUCUUGGAAAAGGACCCAUUUUUAUGCCAUCAGAAGAGAAAAGUGGUUCAGGAUCAUUUUAGGAUCAAAGAUGGACGUGAUGUAAACACAAUUCAGCACAGAUAUAGAGAACAUAAUUUGCAUGUAGUGCAAAGAAGACCUGUAGCUAACUUUAUUAGGGAAGGGGGAAGCCUCUAUCACAAAUCUGAUGGACAUGUACCACUCCCUGCCACAGAAAUAAGAAACUCAAAAAGAAGAUACAAUGACACAAGCUCCUGUAGCGAGAUGGACAUAUCAAAUUGGUAUAUUGAACAUGAUGCAAUACCGCAUCAAAGAGAUCUGCAUGGUGCCAUUUCACCAAGAGAAUAUGUUGACCAGAAACAAUCUCUUGUUGUCAGAGAUAGACAUAGUAGAAAUAAGGGAUAUGGAAAUCAUUUUCCAAAUGGCAACUAUCAUGGCCAUUCAUCAUAUAAAAAUGAUAUCAAACUUUUCUCUAAUGAAUAUAGAAUGGAUGAAAGGGGUUUAUAUUCUGAUGAGAAUGUGGAGUUCGAGUUCAGUCCAUUGACUACGCGACAACUUUGUUCUAAUGAUGAAAUCUGGCUUGAGCAUCGAGAACAAGUUGGCUUGUCUACUAAUGAAGGAUCCUUUAAAUGCACAAAGAAUUCAAGAAAUGAGAAAAGUCAUGUUAACCAGUAUGCAACUAGUUACAGUGAUGAUGAUGUAUUGGUUAAUGAUAGAAAUAAAAUAUUUGCCGAAGAAUCUGCUGCACCUCUGUCAAAGGAAUAUAAUAGAUUUGUUUUGGACAAUUUUGAUAAGAGAAGACAUGAGCUGGGAACCUUAGAGCACCAGGAGGCUGUUAAUUUGCAUUUGAAUGGUUUGAAAAGAAAGCACCUUAGACAAGGCAAUCUAGAUACAAGUAAAACUGGGAGGCAGAGUAACACACAACAUCAAGGAGAUAAAAAGGCCAGGAGUUCCAGGCUUAGAAAAAGGGCUUGUCAGCAAGGGGUUGCUUCAUGUAUCUCAAAACUCAAAAGAAGUCAUCAACAUGCAGUUAGUUUGGAUGCAGUUAGAGACUUUGAUAGAGACAACCCAGAUGACCACACCAUGAAGAAAUGCCAGGACAAGAAAUCAAUCCCACAAAAUCAUGAAGAUGAUGAAAUCGAGGAGGGCCAGCUCAUUGAAGAACCUGAUGACCAAGUGGUUGGCUCAUCAACAAAGGAUCAAAUUCCCAUGGCAGUUAAACCUAUCUUGUCGGUUCAUUUAGAGGAGAAAAACAAACAAUCCAAAGAAUCCACCACAGAUAGUGACACCAGUGGGGGAUACUACAACAAGCGCAUACUGGAGACACUGGCAAAAAUGAAAAAACGUCUAAAGAGAUUCAAAGAACCAAUUGCUCCAAAACGAGUAGAGAGGUGUCUGAAGUUGCAGCAUGAUGUCGCAGCUGUAACAGAUGAAGUUAAGCAGCAAAGACCUGCCAGAAAACGGCGAUGGGGUCAGAGUGGACCACUAUAAAGGCCCGUAAACCCUUUUUUUUCGAAAGUUCUUAUAAUUCACUGCUCAAAUUAUCUGCUGAUGACAUUACAGGGUGAUCAGAGAUUGUGAGAACCAAGUGAAAGUGAAAGUUCCCCACCAAACAUCAUUGGAAAUACCUUGUUCCAACGUUUUUAAGGUUCACUAUCUUUGAAUAACUGUAUGAACGACUCUUUUUUUAGUUUAAUUUUGCUCAUAUCGAAUGGAAAUUUAGUGUGAUGUGCUUAUUAUGUUUCUGUAUAAAGAUUUGAAAUCGAGUGACUAUGAAAGUUGCAUCUGUUUAUUUUUCUCCUUUUAUGUAAACAAAUCUUUGACGAAAGGGCUUUAGCUUGGUCCAUUCUAAUGGCCAGAAUUGUGAGUUAGUGA